Clunio marinus is the source of this 357-nucleotide messenger RNA. The record is from the annotation of a GenBank genome assembly. Lineage: Eukaryota; Metazoa; Arthropoda; Insecta; Diptera; Chironomidae.
AUGCUUAAAACAGCAUAUAUCAACGAAAAAAAUGACAGCCGUGACAAUCCCACGUCCGCAUUAGACAUUGAACAUCAUUCAAAUCAAACAAUAGUUGGGUCAGAGUUAAAUGCAACAUAUGCAUUUGAGAUUACAAAAAAAAACAGCAAAAACAAAAUUUAUCAUACUCAUAUCAUAUCUAUGUCUAACGUGUUCUUAUUCAUUUACUUACAAUACAAUAAGUUCGCCGCAAAAUUAUUUCAAGAAAAAUCUCGGCGUAAAAAGAUGUGUAAGAUGUUAGCAUUAAGCUUAUAUUUUCUUUUUGAUCUACAACAGAUAAGCUUUGCAACUGCAAUUGAAUUCAACAGAAUAAUAUGA